Vicia faba (fava bean) is the source of this 1452-nucleotide messenger RNA. The record is from the annotation of a GenBank genome assembly. Lineage: Eukaryota; Viridiplantae; Streptophyta; Magnoliopsida; Fabales; Fabaceae.
AUGAAGAAACAUUUACUAAAACCAAUAACAAAACCACCACCACCAAUCCUCAACCCACCACAACCACCACCGCAACCAAACCCACCUUUCUUCCCUCCCACCCUCUCCCCCACCCAACACUACACCCACUUCCUCCACUUCCUCAACACUCACCUCACCCCUCCCCUCACUCCACAAACCCUAACCCAUUUCCUCAAAUCAAAGCUCCACCACCACCCUUCUUUCACUCACUACGAUUUCCAUCUCUUCAAUUGGGCGUCAACCCUCGACACUUUCUCUCACAACCACACUUCAUACGAAUGGAUGACACAAACCCUCGCUAUCUCUCAUCGUUUCUCUCUCCUCCGUACCCUCCUCAACUUCAUCUCCUCCAACCCUUGCACCUGCUCCCACGCCAUUUUCUCUUGCCCCAAAACCGAAUCCAUUUUCCGUUUCGCAAUUCAUGCUUACUGUAAAGCCUCCAACUUCGACGAUGCUCUUUUUGCAUUUAACUCUAUGCGGAGGUUAAUCGAUGGAAAACCAAGUGUUUCUUUAUGUAAUAUUUUGAUUCAUGGGUAUGUUAAAUCCGGGAGAUUUGAUAGAGCUUUUGAGUUUUACAAUGAGAUGAUUAAGGAUAGAGUUAAGCCGGAUGUGUUUACUUUUAAUAUUUUGAUUAGUGGUUAUUGUAGGAAUUUUAAGUUUGGUUCUGCAUUGGAGAUGUUUGAUGAAAUGCGGAGAAUGGGGUGUCAUCCGAAUGUUGUUACUUUUAAUACUUUGAUUAAAGGGUUGUUUAGGGAAUGUAGAGUUGAUGAAGGGAUUGGAAUGGUUUAUGAAAUGAUUGAAUUGGGGUGUCAACUUUCUAAUGUUACUUGUGAGAUUUUGGUUGAUGGGCUUUGUAAGGAAGGUCGGGUUUUGAAGGUGUGUGAGUUGUUAAUGGAGUUAUCUAAGAGAGAGGUUUUACCUAAAGGGUAUGAUUAUUUUGUUUUGGUGGAAGUUUUGUGUGGGAAUGGAGAUGCUUUUAAAGCUUUGGAGGUUAUUUAUGAGUUGUGGAGUAAAGGUUGUGUUCCUAGCUUGAUUUCUUGUAUUGUGAUGAUUGAUGGUUUGAGAGGAUUAGGGAAGAUUGAAGAGGCAAUGAGAUUGGUGGAAAAAAUGCUUAAAGAGGAGGGUAUGGUACUUGAUGUUGUGACUUUCAAUUCUGUUCUUCAAGAUCUUUGUGAUGUGAGAAGGACUGAAGAAGCCAAUAGGUUGAGAUUACUUGCUUUGAGCAAGGGUUUGGAACCCGAUAGCAUGACUUAUCAAAUUCUGGUUACUGGGUACAGAGGAGAGGGAAAUCGAGCGGAUGGAGAGUUAGUAGUAGAUGAAAUGUUGGAUAAGGGGUUUAUACCUGAUCUUGCUUCAUAUAAUAAGCUGAUGGAUGGACUAUCUAAUUGUCAACGCCUGAAGCGUUAUCAAAUGAACAAAAUUGUAAACUGA